CGCCGAUCCGUCAGGAGGCGCUACUUCGAUUGCGUGGAGAUACACGACCCUUCAAACGUGAAGGCGGCUCAUUCCGUCGGUGUUUACCGAAUAGAUCGUACGCGCUUCUGCGCUGCUAUGAAUCGCGAUCGGUUCUGUUAGUGAAACUCGUGGAUUACUGAAACAAAGAUCGCUUACAAAUAAAUAUAUUGCGCGAUAACACAUUCAUCCGGCUACUAAGAAUCUUUAUUUUGUUCCGCGCGCUUCACUUUAUUCGGAAUUUAUAAAUUGUUUGAUUGAAAAAAAAAUCGCAACAUUUUUACCGCGCCAAGACAAGUGAAUAAUCCUGGUGAAAGCAUUCGGGACCAUUUCGAUCGCUCGCGAACUUUCGCGCUAUUAGGAGCGGCAAUAAAAUGCAAGGUCUGAGCGUGUUCGCGCUGCUUCAAUGAAUUUUCGAGCGAGAGACUCGCGAGUGAAUGUUCCGCGAUUACGAACCAUUUACUCCAUCGAUCGUUGAUGGCGAAAUGUAAGGCGGAGUAUGCCCUGUGUUUAUCUGUGAGUGGAUCUCUGGGAACGUAAUGUGAAUCAUAUUCACACCUUCGAACUCUACGAGAUCGAGAAAAAUAUACCUUCGAUUGUAUGCGAUAUCUCGAUUGUUCUCGUAUACAUUUAUUUCCAUCGAAGAAUAUUUCAAGAAUUUUUCAUAUAUUACGAACUUUUGUUCCCACAGACUUUUUGUGAAGUAAACAACGUCUUGUAUAUCUAUACGUUUUUCUAUAUUUUUUUCCACUUCAUAAAUUCCUGUGCGGUUUUUCUUAAAUCGAAAAUCCCCAAAAAUCCACGACUUUUUGUAUUUAUACAGCUAUAUUUACAAACCCUCAUCUAUCAUUAUCGUAUCCGAUCAUAAAAAUUUUCGAAGUAUAAUCCUUAAAUUUUGCAACGCUCUAUGACAUCAAAUUCUCAAUUUCUUCGCCCCGUUAAUCUUCAAAUCAAACAUUUUCCGAUAAUUUUCGUCGAAGAAGAAAUCAUUUCCAAAGUCCUUCUUCCAGUAUUUGAAAAUGUCUUGAUGAAAUCGGUCGCGCGAAAAUCCUGAGCAAAAAUGAUGACGUUCGAUCGGUCGAUGGCCCACUUAUCGAUACUACUUUUCACCGCGUGUACCUGGUGCACCGCAGUCUUCGGCGAGCAGCAAUUCAUCGAGAAGCCGCCCCAAUAUCAGGAAGUGUCAUCCGGUGACGAUGUGCAGCUGCGUUGCACGGUGCAAGACAAGAGGGGUCAGUGCGUCUGGCAGAAGGAUCGGAGACCUGUGGGAAUGCAUCCGGAGAAAUAUGAAUGGGCGAGCACUCGCGGCAACGACUGCACCCUGCUGAUCAGACAUGCCUCCCUGCACUACGACGACGGUUUCUGGGAGUGCCAAGUGACGUCCAGCGACUUUUCCCGCCAGGACGCACUCUCGUCCGAGCAAUCCAGGCUGACCGUAAAGGUGAAACCCAGGAAACCACAGUUGGAAUAUGGAGGGUUCUUUUUGGGCGCCAACCUUACGCUGGAGGAAGGACAAGAAGCCGUGAUCUCGUGUGUUUCGAGAUACGGAAACCCUCCUGCGUUCAUCAAAUGGUUCAUAGGGAACAAGGAGGUGGAACCUUUGGGGGAGCAGAACAACGCAACGGAGGUGGAUAAUCGGAAGACCUGGGCUGCUCAUAGUCGUCUACGGGUGCGUGGUCAGAGGGAGAAUCACGGUCUGCCGAUCCGAUGUGUGACCGUGCAUCCGGCGAGUUUAACCCCGGCCACUGUGGAGUCGCGACUGGACAUUCGCUAUACGCCGGAAGUGCGACUCGAGACGAGUCCGCAGCAGCGCACGGCUCUGGAAGAUUCGGCGAGCGUCUUGAGCCUCAAGUGCCUGGCGAAUGCUAAUCCAAUAGCGAGCGUCAAGUGGUUCAAAGACUCGAUACCGCUUGGCACGUUGCUGUUCGAUACCUCAUCGGCAUCGCCGUCUUCGAUACAAAGCAUAGGCUCGCAGCUGAACGACAGCGUGUUGGUAGCCGAGCUGCGAUUCCAGCCGGUCAAGAGCCACGAUGCUGGCCUGUACUCGUGCAAGGCGGUCAACAGCAUCGGUGAAAGCGCUCCCGCAAGUUACAGACUCGAUGUGCAACAUAAACCAAAGUUGAAGAAGACAGAAAAUAACACUUCCAUGGACGUGGAGGAGACGGCUCUGCUGAGUUCCGCAGUGGAGCUCUUCGAGUGUCCAGAGUUCGAAGCCAAUCCACCAGCUCAGUACAGAUGGGUGCAUCUUCGUGGUGGCGCCACGGAAACCUUCGCGGAACACCGCGUACCAAACAAGGGUGGUGGCCGACGUCUGCGUCUGGAGAACAUCAUGUGGUCCGACGAAGGAGAGUACCGUUGCAUCGCCUUCAACACGAUCAACGGGGUCAAACAGGAGACCGCCAGCGAUGUCCAUUACGUGCUACAUGUGACCGGACCACCGGAGAUACAGGCCAGGCCGUUACCAGGCGACCGGGAUUUCUACGAGUCCAUCGGAUGGAGCGGCGAGCCCGUCCACAGGCUCAAAUCCCGAUUCUGUUCGCGACCACCCCCGAAACUGGUCGCUUGGCAGUGGGGUAGUUCUCAUAUUCGAGCUGGAGAAAAUAUUCAUCCAAAGUAUGACGCUCUACCGUUGGAGCCUAUCUUUGAGAACAAAAUGGUCACAAACUGUUACUGGGCUAAACUGGAAAUUAAGGAUCUGCAAAAGGAGGACGCCCGAAUAUAUACCUUGUUAGUAGAGAGCGAGAAGGGUCGGGACUCGACGAAUAUCAAAUUGAUAGUGAGAGAUCCUACGGAGAUGCGGAUGAUAGCCGCCGCUGUUGCAGUCGGUCUCCUGUUCCUAUUGCUGCUAAUCUCCAUCGGCGUGUACUCGAUCCUGAGAAUACGACGUGGACGGUAUCGACAGGAGAUGAUGGAAGAGGGCAGUAUCGCGGCCGACGCGCUUUACAACGGCACGUCGAUAAAUCAACAAAAAAAUUCUGUCAACUCGUCUCACGCAAAGACCUUUGCCAGAAAGUCCAGCCUGGACAAUGGCCAGAACGCGUACGAUUACAGUCACAUCGCGAAACAGACGCGUGCCAUGAGUCCGGAAGCGUUAAAAGUUAGAAGAGCACCGGCCGUUCUGCAACCGCCUACCAUCGUGUAAAAAGAUAUAAACCUUUCGUCAAAUCUCUUUCUUUUUAAUCAUCAGAUUUUAUUUCCCACAGCAACGGAUUUUUGUAUAAGUUUCCUCCCCAUCAGUCUAACGCCAUUUUUAACAAGGAUAUCUUUUUAUACAGAUUAUAUAAAAAAUCAGAGAUAUAUGUGUAUACAAAAUGCAUGUUGAUAUCGAAUAUUGUAUGUUGCAAUAUUUAUAUCGUAGACGCCUGAUAUAUAGCAUAUCCGAGAGACUGUCUAUUGUUGUUAUGUAUCUCUUAUGUCGUUAUUAGUUUUUUUUUUUUUAGUUUGUUAUUUAUUAUCGCAAUGUUCGUCUGUAUUUUAAUCCCCCCCUCCGAUAAGUAAGAUUACAAUAGUAUUUGUCUAUAUCCGAAAUAAAGAUACAUCGCGAUAAUAUUGUAUAAAGAACUCGUGUACCGGUGCAAAGUAUAGUCCGCGUCGUCGAAGCGGAACGAAGCGUAACUUUAAUAGCGGUCGCAUCUCAGUGAUUUUAAUGGCGGUUGCGCGACGAGGCGGGAUCGGUGCAAAACUGGACCUCAGAAACUGUUAUAUAUAGUUUCGUAUUUCUAUACAUAUUUCUAAAUCAAAGAACACACAUAUAUAUAUAUAUAUAUAUAUAUAUAUAUAUAUAUAUAUAAAAUAUUUUAAGUUUUUUUUUAACCAGCGACUGUCCUCGUUCCCAAAGUUAUGUAAGAUUAAUUAUUCCAACUUUAUAUAUGUUCAUAAUAUAAUAAAUUGAUUUUACCGGAAAUCAAUCAUUUUUUGCAAUAAUUAUUUAUUAAAAAUAUAUAAGCAAAAAAUACAUCAAACAAUGUAUAUUGAUAUAUGGACAUGUAAAAAAUAGCAUAA
Molecule: messenger RNA, 4020 nt
Organism: Nylanderia fulva
Lineage: Eukaryota; Metazoa; Arthropoda; Insecta; Hymenoptera; Formicidae
Product: irregular chiasm C-roughest protein
Biological process (GO): cell-cell adhesion
Cellular component (GO): cell-cell junction; plasma membrane
Molecular function (GO): cell adhesion molecule binding
Source: RefSeq, a predicted model, not a curated record